AUGGCCGGUGCGCGGCCGGCACGGUGGCGCACGUCCGCGAGCUGGCCCCCGCUGCCCCUCGCAGGUGGCCGGGAUGCAGCUCCUUCGACCUCGCCUCGCAACCGGACCUCAAGCUCGCCCGCCGCAUCGGCACCGGCCAUCGGUAUAAUGGAGGUUGGGACUGCCCAAAUUGCAACCACUGGAAUGGUUGCGCUUAGUUAUGUACAAAAAGUAUCUGAAAAGCUUCGCUACAUAAGCAAUUGUGUGCAGGUUUCCCUUGCAUCUGAUUUCAUGUACAGUUCAGUGACAAAAGAUGUAACAGCAACCUUUGGUUAUGAUUAUAUGCUGAGACAGUGUCGAUUGAGGGGGAAACUGGAUACCAAUGGCGUAGUUUCUGCUCUUUUGGAGAAGCGAUUGACUCCGUCCGUCACUUUCCAGUUGUAUGCAGAGGUUGCGACUGCCCAAAUUGCAACCACUGGAAUGGUUGCGCUUAGUUAUGUACACAAAGUAUCUGAAAAUGUUUCCCUUGCAUCUGAUUUCAUGUACAAUCAAAUGACAAAGGAUGUAACAACAACCUUUGGUCAUGAUUAUAUGCUGAGACAUUGUCGAUUGAGGGGGAAACUGGAUACCAAUGGCGUAGUUUCUGCUCUUUUGAAGGAGCGAUUGACUCCGGCCGUCACUUUCCAGUUGUCUGCAGAGUUUUUUAGGAGUCUAUAUGGCCACUCGGCAAUUUCAGCCGACCACCCGAACUUUGAGCUAUUGAGUGCACAGACUGUGCCAGUUAACCCAAAACCUUUCCUGAACAACCUGACAGGAACCCUGUUAUUGUCAAACUCAAGUGGGGUAUGGAGUACAGAGCUUGCCAACACUGAGGAUUACAUUGAUGGGCAAUUCUCUGGAAAUCUGGGAGAGAUUCUAAUCAGGUGCAACAGCGUUCUGUAUCUCCUAGCCGUUCCAGAGGAUGCAGAGAUAGAGGAUGCAGAUGACAACUACACCUACCAGAUACGAACUUAUGAUCUUUUGAGUGAUGAAACAUGA
Molecule: messenger RNA, 1017 nt
Organism: Miscanthus lutarioriparius
Lineage: Eukaryota; Viridiplantae; Streptophyta; Magnoliopsida; Poales; Poaceae
Source: the annotation of a GenBank genome assembly